This is a messenger RNA of Labeo rohita (rohu), 1382 nucleotides long. RefSeq names its product urokinase plasminogen activator surface receptor-like. The record is from RefSeq and is a predicted model, not a curated record. Lineage: Eukaryota; Metazoa; Chordata; Actinopteri; Cypriniformes; Cyprinidae. The coding region runs from base 353 to 1024 and encodes 223 amino acids. The transcript has 7 exons.
AGGUGAAGCUUCUGUUACUAGUAAUGUCUACUUUUGUUACACUUUCAUUUUCUCAUAAAACCCCUCCCCUUUUGAUAAGCUAUAAAAUGAGUGCUGAAACAUGUCAUUUCAUUCACCUCCUGAUCAAAGAUGGAUCUGCAAAUCUCACUUUUUCUAAUGUUUGUUCUUUUCACUGCAGGUAUGAAGACAAAUAGUGUUUGUAAUGUUAUUGAGUACAAAUACAGAUUAUUGAUGUGUCUUUCUCUUUUUUAUUACCAAAGGACACUCUCUCAGCUGUUAUGAGUGUACGGGUCUGACGGAUUCUUGUGUGAAUCAAAAUGUUAAAACAUGUCCCAGUGGAUCUUCCAAGUGCAUGAGUUUAACAACAAUGGGACAAUCUGAUGACAUGCAUAAAAUAAAGGUUAAAGACUGUUUUGCUGACUGUGCAAAUGGAUCCAUAAACCUCGGCAUUGUAAAGAGUUCUGUUGCGUGCUGUAAUACAGACCGGUGUAACGUCCAAGAUGCUCCAGAUCCCUCUAAUGUCCCCAAUGGAAAGACAUGUUACUCUUGUGAUGGGAAGAGCUGCUUAAACAUACUGAGCUGUUCAGGGAGUCAGGACCGCUGUCUUAAAGCAGCAGGACACUCUUUCAACUGUUACUCCUGUGUGAGUCUGAUGGGUUCUUGUACAACUAAAAAAGUAAAAACAUGUCCCAGUGGACUUUCCAAGUGUGUGAGUUUAACAACAACAACAGAAGCUGGUAGCAUCAAGGCUAAAGAUUGUGCUGUUGACUGCGCAAGUGGAUCUAUGAAUGUCGGCACUGCAAAGAAUUCUUUGGUGUGCUGUAACACAGAUAAGUGUAACACCCAAGAUGCUCCAGAUCCCGCUAAUGUCCCCAAUGGAAAGACAUGUUACUCUUGUGAUGGGCAAAGUUGCUCAAACAUAUUGAGCUGCUCAGGGAGUGAAGACCUCUGCUUUAAUGGAACAGCGAAUAUCGGGGGGCCAGUCAAAAGUUCUAAAAGGCUGUAUCUCCAAAUCUAUUUGUAAUGGCACGAAAAUGGUUACUGAUGUUCAGGGUGUCUCAUGCUGUGAGGGGAACCUGUGUAAUGGUGCUCAGAGUGUCACUCAGAAUGUCAUUCAAAGUGCUAAUCGUGCUCAGAGCAUCACUCAGAGCUUCCUGUUCCUCUGCUGUUCUCUGCUCUCCUUCAUCCUGCUGCACUGAAUCCAGCAGCUCUUCACAUUCUACGAUGAGACACAAUGAACUGAAUAUAAGCCUUGUAUUUUCUCUGUACAGUGCAUCUUUUGAGUCCUGAUAAGAUUUUUGUGACAUUCUGUUGUGUUAUAUUUAAUAUAGCUUUGUCAUGCUGUAAAAAGUCAGAAAUAAAAAAGGUUUAUAUGAUCAUUA